Diaporthe amygdali is the source of this 2874-nucleotide messenger RNA. RefSeq lists its product as uncharacterized. Gene Ontology annotation, biological process: secondary metabolic process; biosynthetic process. The transcript has a single exon. Gene Ontology annotation, molecular function: CoA-ligase activity. Lineage: Eukaryota; Fungi; Ascomycota; Sordariomycetes; Diaporthales; Diaporthaceae. The coding region runs from base 1 to 2874 and encodes 957 amino acids. The record is from RefSeq and is a predicted model, not a curated record.
AUGGAUAUGGUACAAUACAGCCUGAAAAGCUCUAUGUUGGCCCAUAGUUGUCUUCAAGAGGUCCUCAAAAAUACAGCCAAAUUCAAGCCCAAUGGAAAUAUCAUUAUUUACCGUUUGGGCAAUAAGCAUGAUCCCCUGCGGGCGACAUACAGCCAUCUAUACACUCAAGCUUUCAAAAACAGCUUGUUGCUUCGGGAAGUCGCAAAUUUCAGACCAGGAGACCCCAUUCUUCUGUGCUUGUAUGAUCAUUGGGACGCAAUGCUGUGGUUCUGGUCCGUCUUGCUUGCCGACGGUCUUCCCGUCCAGUGCCCGCCAGCCAUUUUGAGCAACGGAGGAGAGAGCCGACAUACCUUCGUCGACAACAUAUCCACGCUUCUGGACACCCCAAUUUGCAUCAUAAGGGAAGAAGAGCUUGAAUCGUUUCGGGGUCUUCACGGGUUGUCGUUGCAUACGGUGGAGUCAUUCUCACUUCGACAUGCUUCACCACUCGAGCCCUUAAGAGAUCUGACGGGAGCAAAAUCCAUCGAUUGGACAGCUGAAACAGACUCUCAUCUUCACGAAGAUGCCACAGCGAUGUUAAUGCUGACAUCUGGAAGCACUGACAGCCCCAAGGCUGUAUGCCUCACACACAGGCAGGUGCUGUCGGCGGUCAAUGGCAAGGCCUCAAUACGUCCUGGACGUACAGGGCCCUUUCUUAAUUGGGUUGGUCUUGACCACGUAGCCAGCCUCGUCGAAAUCCACAUCCAGGCUCUAUGGCUCGGCGCCGACCAGGUGCAUGUGCAUGCAGCCGACGUUGUGGCGUCGCCACGGUCAUUCCUUGACCUCAUUGACCGUCAUCGUGUGGUGACGAGCUUCGCGCCUAAUUUCUUCCUCGCCAAAAUGGUGUCAGAUUGUGGCUUUUCUCAACAUACGGGGAAACAGCAGACAUGGGAUCUGAGCUGCCUUCGAUUGUUGGCCUCGGGAGGUGAGGCAAAUGACAUGGACACUUGCGCUGCUGUCUCUCGGAUUCUCUCAAAAUACGGCGCCCCAAACAACGUGGUUGUACCGGGGUUCGGAAUGACGGAAACAUGUGCCGGCGCGAUAUUCAACGUUAAGUGUCCCGAUUACGAUACUCAGUACGGCUACCCGUUCGCGUCUCUAGGGCGUGCCAUGCCCGGUAUCGAGAUGCGCGUGGUUCACGAGACUGAUGCCAGCACAAGCGCGAAAUCAUCUGAGCACUUGGGUGAGCUCCAAAUACAUGGACCCGUGGUUUUCAAAGAAUACUACCGAAACCCUGAAGCUACUUCCAAGGCAUUCACUGCAGACGGAUGGUUCCGAACUGGUGAUCAAGGCAUCGUCGAUCAGCAAGGCCAUCUGCGCCUCAUGGGCAGGUCAAAGGACGUCAUCAACAUCAAUGGAGUUAAAAUUGGGGCCACAGCUGUCCAAUCUGCUCUGGAAAAAGCUUUGAGAAGCUUGGUUGCCAGGGUUGUAAUAUUCCCUGCCAGGCUGAUUGGAAGUCAUACGGAACGAAUCAUAGUCGCGUAUAUUCCGCGGCUACAACACGCAGCAGAUCCGAUCAUAGUGCACAAUUUUGCCGUUGAGGCAGCUUUAGUAUGUUCUGGGUCGACCCCAAUGGUAUUUGCGCUGCCCAGUGAAGGCUAUGUGGGGCGGACUUCGCUCGGAAAAGUAUCUCGAAACGAGAUGCGUGCCCUCUUCGAAGCCGGUACUUUUGACGACUUCGUUCGCCAACACCAAGAAGCAGUCCAGCGAUGUCUAAUCACUCAAGAACACCCGAAAUUGACGACUCGUCGGGAAACAUUCUUGUUGAACAAGGUUGUUGAAGUCUUGGGCAGCAGUCAGACAGGGACUCUUACCGUUGACACUCCUUUGAUCGAAGCUGGAUGCACCUCCAUGGAUUUGAUUCGAAUGAAGCGCCUUAUAGAUGAAAUUUUGGGUACCAAUAUACCUAUAAUCACAUUUAUAAGAAACCCCACAUUCAGAAAGCUAGCUCUCGCCUUGGAGCAUCAUAAUGGUCACCCGGAGACCGCAUACGAUCCUGUGGUGACCUUUCAGGAAGAAGGAAACAAAAUACCACUUUGGCUAAUCCAUCCAGGAGUGGGAGAAGUCCUCGUGUUUGUCGGGUUGGCGCAACAGCUUUCCUGUGAUGACCGGCCCAUCUAUGCCCUCCGUGCACGCGGUUUUGAGCCAGGUCAGACAAGCUUUGCCUCCAUCGCCGAAGCCGUGUCUAUGUACCACUCCGCGAUCAAAAGAAUCCAGCCCACUGGUCCUUAUGCUAUUGCCGGUUACAGUUACGGAGCGAUGCUGGCGUUCGAGACUGUCAAGGCCUUGAACAGCGCUGGUGAUGAUGUUCGUUUCUUGGCAAGCUUCAACUUGCCACCUCAUAUCGGUGCCCGCAUGCAACAACUCAGCUGGCCCCUGUGUUUUCUACAUCUUUGUUAUUUUCUAGGGCUCCACUCAGAGGACUAUGUGGAGCAGAUCGAGUCUGCUGGUGUCGUGUCAAAUAUGACUAAACGAGAGGCCAAGGAAUCACUGUUCAGAUCAGUGGACAAAGGUCGUUUGUCGGAACUUAGUCAAGAUGAGCAAUCCCUUUCGGCAUGGACUGAUGUCGCAUACGGUCUACAACGCAUGGCAACUCAGUACAAGCCGACAGGGAUGGUUUCCGUCCUUGAUGUGUUCCAUGCGAUACCACUGAAAUCAGCCGCUCCAUCUCGUGAUGUUUGGAUCAAAGACCAACUGAGCAAGUGGCAGGACUUCUGCGAGACCAACGUGCAAUUUCAUAGCGUCGGUGGUUCCCACUACACAAUGAUCAGUCCAGAUCAUGUAGCCAGAUUCGCCAAGACUUUAAGAUCUGUCAUGGAAAGUAGAGGUAUCUAG